Messenger RNA from Pelobates cultripes (western spadefoot toad), 891 nucleotides. The record is from the annotation of a GenBank genome assembly. NCBI's taxonomy places the organism in Eukaryota, Metazoa, Chordata, Amphibia, Anura, Pelobatidae.
AUGUCUGACCUGUUGGAAAAAUUGGGUGAUCCCAAUUUAGGCCAGGAUGAGAUAACCAAUGUCUUUUCUACCAAUCCUCUUACCAAUAACGACACUACAAAUAACGAUAUUAACAUUUCUUUCUUUGCCAUCCAAAAACUCUAUCAAGAACAAACUAGGAGCUUCUGGGAACUAACCAGUCUAAAACAGUACUCACAGCAAAAACUAGUACCUAGGGGCUUACGCCCCGAUAUUCUCUUGCCAGACAAAGUCCAGACCGAAGAACAGCUUGGGGAAUGGAACACGAUCCUUUUGGAUUGUUCCUUCCGGCUGAUGGACUAUUUAAUUAAAUUAGAAACCACCAACUUUGAUGAAACUAAUUCUAAACUGCAAAAUGAAAUCACAAAAAUAAAAAACUUCAAAUCUGACAACCUGUAUGUCCCAAUGGAAAACAAACUACAGCAAAACAUUACUAAUUACAGACAACACCUUAAGAUAAAAAAACACAAUAAAUUCCAAAGGGACUUUAAAGAUUUCAAUAGCGGCGAGAUCUUUAGGCAAAAGAGAAAGUUUAACAGGAGACCCAACAGUUAUAGAGGGUCAUCCUCGGGUGAGACUGACUGGUCUGACCAAGACCAACCUCGGAGACCCAGACGUAACAAUAAAAGCUUCGACAGGAAAAGGGACCUCAGCGUCCCACCCUAUCAAAAUAAAAGCAUUCUUAGAGGUACUGACAAAUCUGUAUCCUUUCUUGACAUUCCGAUAUCUCUCGAAACUAUUAACCCCACCACCCCGUCCACCACAUCCUCGGCCACUUUUUUAGAGCAGGACUCUCCCCGCCAGCAACGGGGGAGACUCAGGGACAGGGAACGUUGGGCAUACAAAAUACAGAAUCGAACACAAAGGACAUGA